AUGUCCAGCUUUUUGCGUAGCAAGCAGGCCGGUGUACAGAAUGAUUUGUCUGCGAGCAUCCGCCCCGACUUGUUCAUGCCAGAUGAACAGGCUCGCUACGGCAUAAACAGCCAGAUCGGAUGCCUCGGCUAUGAUCCCGUUCAGUCGCUCCUCGCCAUCGGCACCCACGAAACCCGCUUCGGCCCCGGCAAGAUAUACGUCUUUGGCCAACGUCGAGUUCAAAAGAUCCUGCAGCCUCCCCGCGCCACCUCUUUCCACCAUGUGCAGUUCAGUGCCGACAAGCUCGUCAGUUUGGACGGCAAGAACGAGCUCGGAGUCUGGGACUUGGACACGGGCGCUCGCGUGGCGGCCCAAGUCAUUGCGGGCUCGGCCGCCGCCUUGCUGACCGAUCCCAUGCUGGACUGGGCCUUUAUUGGUUUGCAAAACGGCCAGGUCCUGGCAUAUGACCUUGACAGGCGAACUAUGGCGAGGUCCUUCAUGCUCCCCAACUUUUGGCUCCAGAGAGACCCUGCUGCAAGGGCAGCCACACUGGUAUGCCUGUCGAUGCAUCCUCGGGAUGUCGGCAAAUUGAUGAUUGGAUAUUCCCACGGCGCCGUCAUCUACUCGUUCAAACAAAACAAGCCGAUAAACUUUCUCGAGUACACGCUCCCGCCCGGUGCCCCCGGCGGAAAUGCUGUCGGGGUAGACACCAUGCGCCGGCCUCGACUGACACAUGCCCUGUGGCAUCCGUCUGGUACGUUUGUUGUCACAGCACACGACGACGGCAGCUUGGUCUUGUGGGACUACAGAGAACAGAGAGUGAUUACCGCCAGGAAUCUGCAUGACACCGGUGUCGAGAAGCCCGCGCCCAACUCCAUUUCUCCCUCAUUCUCCGAGCCAUACGCCAAAAUCGCCUGGUGUUGCAAGGACAAUUGCGACGACACUGGACUGCUCAUCGCUGGCGGUGACAAGAACCUCACAUUUAUCGAACUAGGCAUAACGCCCAUGUAUGCAACGUCGUCAUGGCAGAUCCUCGCAGACUACUUCAAAGGAAAGCGCCAAAUUUCUCUGCCACUGCCGCCUGGCGCACACGCCGUGGACUUUCUCCUCAUCCCUCGUUCAUCCCCUCACUUUUCUGGAGCUCAGGACCCCAUUGCCAUUAUUGCCCUGGUGUCAUCUGGGGAGCUCAUCACUUUGAACUUCCCAUCAGGACAUCAAAUCAGCCCCACGAACCAACUCCACCCGUCCACCUUCUUCGUCCACCCUUUCGUGACAAAGGUCAACGUGUCGAGCUUGGAGCGUCCCCGAUGGCUGACUAUGGAAGAGAAGCGAGACCAAGGCGAACUGCUGCUCACCGGUGGUGCCAAAGGACCAAGACCGAAGAAGCGAUUCGAGGAGAGAACAAUCAUUCAAGCAGCACAUGGGGAUAGCACUAUCCGUAUUUGGGACUCUGGUCAUGCAGAUGAAAUCGAGAACGACCGUCAACUGCAGAUUGACGUGGCCCGCUCUUUGGACCGGUGUGAUGAUAUUGACAUUACCGCAAUGAACAUGUCUGGCGCCACCGGCGAAUUUGCAAUUGGCACGCGUACAGGGGAGGCCAUUGUUUACAGAUGGGGAGGAAACCGAUUCUACGGACGUGACAGCCCAAAACAACUGGACCCUAAUCCGAAAGGGCUCACCGAUAUCAGCUCUCGCGCCGAGCCGACUUUGAAGGAGGGGCUUCAGCCAUGCAUUCUGUACGAAAUGAUGCAGGGGCCCAUUACCGCCAUCCGAGUGUCUAACGUUGGAUUCAUGGCCGUCGGAUCAGAACUGGGCUUCUUGACGCUUAUAGAUCUCCGUGGCCCUCGGAUCUUCUACCAGGCGCCCAUGACGGACUUUGCUAAGCAGGAGAAGAGGAGCUCACUCUUCAAACGCGACCACCAGCAGCAGGCAAAAACCGGACCAGAGAAAGAAUGGCCUGUCGUCAUUGAGUUUGGAGUACUGACGUUGGACGAGGAUAAGUAUUCAAGCAUCUGCUGCUUUGUCGGAACUAAUCUGGGCAAGGUCAUUACGUUCAAGCUACUCCCCGCCGCAGGCGGCGCCUACACAGCUCAACUAGCUGGUGCCGUUGUCUUUGACGGACCCGUCGUUUCCCUGUCUCCUAUCAAUGCCCAGACGGGAAAGCCAGCUUCGGCAACUGCUGCCAUCGUUGGCUCAUUGAGGGAGGGCAAGCGAGUGGAUGGUGCUCUGGUAGCCGUUACUCAAAACGAGAUGAGGGUGUUUAGACCUGCCAGUUCAAGAGGCGCAUCACGGGACUUUGAUCAUGUCGUGUGUCACGCAGCUUCUGUUGCGGAACUCGAGCUCCAGGGCUUCGCCGUCGUAGCUCUCUUUGACGAUCAAACUGCACGAGCAUACUCCAUCCCGGGACUAAAGGACCUCGGAAAGUCACGGCUUUCCAUGAUUGACACAAGCAAGCCUGCGUUCGUAGCACAAACGGGCGAUAUCUUUGGCUGGACAGGCCCCAGCGAAAUGACGGUAAUCCAUGUCUGGGGCACGGGAAAGUCGCUCCAACAAUCACCGGAUAUUUUGAUCAACCCGGAAUUACGAUGCCCUCCACGGCCGACGAUUUCCAACAUGCAAUGGAUCUCUGGGACGCAAUAUGUCUCACCCUUGGACCUGGAUCUCCUUGUCGGUGGACCAGACAGACCACCAAGCCAGAGAAUGUUGGAUGCUGCCGCGGCGGAGAAACGUGCUGGUGCCGCUGGAACAGCGAACCAAGAAAGCUGGACGGCAUAUCUGUCCCGCCAGGUGAAUGAGCGGACGGAAAGGUUGGGUGUCGUAAAUGAGGGUAUGGACUCGCUGCAGCAGCAGAGUCAGGGGUGGGCAGAUGAUGUUACCAAGUUCAUGAAUCAACAAAAGCGGAAUUUGGUCAUGGGUAGUAUCAAGAGUAAAUUCUUCUGA
This is a messenger RNA of Metarhizium album ARSEF 1941, 2919 nucleotides long. RefSeq names its product Lethal giant larvae (Lgl)-lik. The transcript is spliced from 3 exons. Gene Ontology annotation, cellular component: plasma membrane; cytoplasm. NCBI's taxonomy places the organism in Eukaryota, Fungi, Ascomycota, Sordariomycetes, Hypocreales, Clavicipitaceae. The record is from RefSeq and is a predicted model, not a curated record. Gene Ontology annotation, molecular function: myosin II binding; GTPase activator activity; syntaxin binding. Bases 1 to 2919 code for a protein of 972 amino acids. Gene Ontology annotation, biological process: regulation of protein secretion; regulation of exocytosis; establishment of cell polarity.